CCAUGGAAACAUAAACCACAUUUAUACCACUGUUUUGAGACACUGACAGAUCUUCACAUGCAGAGAGAGAGCGACUGGUGUGAACACUGUGCUUUCAGGAUGAGGUGUUGCAGGGCCAGUCUGCUGCUCUGUCUGACUUUACUCCUGCACAGUGGAGAGGCCAAAGUGCUCACCGAAGCACAGUCCGGGCCCCUGUAUCGCGUGUUGGGCGCUCCACUCUCCAUCUCCUGCACUGUGAGCGGCCUUGCAAGCGACAACACUCAAAAGGAAUUCGAGUUCCGUGUCACGAAGCCCACACAACCAACGUUCGAGAUCAACAUCAUCAGUACCUCUGAUGAAAGCUUUGGGUAUGCCAUAUAUAACCAACGCGUGGCAAGCAAGGAGAUUACUCUGAAACAUGUGUCACCGAACUCCGUCCUCUUUGAGAUCCAGAGCCUGCAGAAAGGUGAUGAAGGGGACUUUGAGUGCGCUGUGAUCAACACAGAAUCUGCUUACGAUGGAACCUACAAUGCGAAGACAAUAGUUAAAGUGAUUGACAACUCCUUAAGUGUGUCAUCACCUGUCUCCACACCACUGAGCUAUAAUGAGGGUGAUGCUCUCACUCUAACGUGCCAAGCCUCCAGCAACACCAUCCAGCACACCCAUCUGUCUUUAGCAUGGCAUCUCCACAAAGACGGCGAGGACGACGCUCGGCCGAUCAUUUCUCUGGACAGGGAUUUCACCCUGAGUCCAGGCCCGACAUUUGAAGGGCGUUAUCGUGCUGGACUCAUAACGUUAGAUAAAAUGGGAGAGGCCACAUAUAGGCUACACAUGGCAAGGCUGGAGCUGUCAGACCAAGGCAGGAUCUACUGCCGGGCGCAGGAGUGGAUCCAAGAUCCUGACCGCUCCUGGUACACUAUCACACAGAAGGAUGCAGAGGAAACUACACUACAUGUCAAAGCCAGAGAGGUGGUGCCAGACACGUCGUCUCUGGUGGUGAGAAUCUCCACACAGCAGACAACUCUGCAGGAGGGCCAGGAGCUGUCGCUCUCCUGCAACGUAGACGCUCACAAUCUGGAGAAAAGGUUUCUUUCUGUAGCCUGGCUCCGGGGAAGUGUUGAGCUGGCGCGCAUCGGACCUGCAGGCAUUCUGUCUGUGGGGCCCGAGUAUAGUGGCAGAGAGAAAGGAGGCGAGCUCAGGGCCACCCGGAUCAGGGACACAGACUACCGUCUCAGACUGCAGCCUGUCAGAACUGAGGACCAGGGAGAAUAUUUCUGUCGGGCAUGGCUUCAGGACAGAGGCCAGGAUGGUGCCUUUACAGCCGGAGAAGCCCAGACUUCUAGCCCCCAGCUGGUCAGCAUCUCCGCAUCAGAAAGUGGGCUCUCAGUUGAAAUGCAACACAACGUGAGUGUUGACGAAGAUGACAGGCUGAAGCUCACCUGUAAAGUGGAUGGGGUUAAAGGUCAACUCUCUGUCACCUGGGAACGUCAGUCCACGUCAACAACCUUGUUUGAAAACAUCAUCAGUCUAAGUCAGGAGGGUGUCAUGGAGAUAGAGGGGGAGUUUGCGAGUCGCAGAGUAAGGGCAGCGCGCCCAGCGACCGACACCUUCACUUUAGAGCUGGAUGAGGUCACGCCGUCUGAUUCAGGCAUCUACCAGUGCUCUGUUUCUGAAUGGAAAACAAACAGCAAGACCCACAGCCAGUCAAAAACUAGCACUGUGACAGUUAGUCCCAUAGAGUCAUCUGUGAAACUGAUCAGUCGCAACACCCUAGUGACUGUUGGAGAAAAUGUGAAGUUGAUGUGCCGGGUCCAAGGGCCACGUGUGCCAACAACUCUGAGUUGGAGCCUGCAGCACGAAGACUCGACCACAGACAACAUCCUUACCCUGAAGUGGAAUGGUGAUAUCAGCUGGUCCGGAGACCAGCACGUCUACCAGUUGGAAGUAGAGAACAAAGCCAUGGAGGUCACUCACUCUCUGCUUAUCAACGGUGCCAGCCCCAGAGAGGCAGGAAAGUACCAGUGUCAGGCAUCUGCCUUCAUCCAAAAUGCUCACAAGAAGCCGCGUCCAUCCAACCCAGUGGCUGUGAUGGUGCACUACCCAGUGAGCAAACUCAGUCUGACCUCCUCUCCCACUUUGACAAGAAAUAUCAACAGUGACAUAGAAAUAAAGUGCUCAGUUAUCUCAGAGCCCUUUGCAUCCUCUCGCUAUGCCGUUACCUGGCAGCACCAGCAACGGGGAGAAAAUAAGACCAUCGUGAGCUCGGACCGGGAAGCCCUCAUAACAUUUGGGACCCAGGUGGAGCCGAGCGACAGACAACGAAUCAGCAUGAGGCGCAGCAAGGGUCCAAGUUUUGAGUUGACUAUUCGGCAAGCUCAGAUCUCGGACGGUGGCUUGUACACAUGCGAGGUGGUGGAGUGGCUACAAGAACCUCGUGGUAACUGGUAUGAGCUCCCGCCAGAGUCCAAAAUCACUGAGCUAAAUCUUAUUGAGCCUGCCAACGAUCUUCAGUUAGAAGGGAAAGAGCAGCAGUUGAUUGCAGGAGAGGGAGACGAGGUGGAACUCAAGUGUAACAUCCUCUCCGGUGCAUUCAGUCCUUCUGUCUUUUACAAAGUUGCUUGGAUCUACACUGGACACAAUUCCUCGAUGACAAAUGUCCCCUUAGUAGAGCUCGAUCACAUGGGUUUGCUGCGGUACCCUGAGAGCGGGGCGCUCAGAGAGCUGCAGGGGCGGCUUCGUCUCGCCAGACCCACACAGAGCAGCUUCUACCUCAGAAUUCAGACGGCCCAUGAGGGGGAUAGUGGGACGUUCCAGUGCCAGGUGGAGCAAUACCAGCUGGAUCGUGAAGGUCACUGGCAGCAAAAGGCCUCAGAGACUGCUGGUCCUAUCUCGCUGACAGUAAAUGUUGCUGAAAAAAACCUGUCCAUUGUAAAGGAUGAGCUGGAGCUAAAUGUGAGCAGAUCCAAGGACUUCACCAUCCCCUGUCACAUCACUGACCAGUCCAGCGGUGAAUCUGAGUUCCAGGUCACAUGGUUUUGGCAGAAGGAACCAGGAAUUCAAAAACGGCCCAUAUUCGUAGCUUAUCGAAACGCUACCCUACAAGACAUGUUAGGCACGGGUCAUCAGCUAAGAUUUGGCCACCCUGUACCCAACCAGUUCAGCCUUACGGUCUCGAAGUCAGCUCCUGAAAAUAGCGGCCUGUAUUUCUGCGAGGUAGAGGAGUGGCUGCCCUCUCUGUCUCAUGGAUGGAGGAAGGUCGCGGUGGAAACGUCUGGAUACUUGACUGUUAAUGUCUUUACAGAAGGAGAAGGCGCGUUCGAGCCACAAUGCAAGUCAGGUACCUGGAUAGGGAUUCUUGUACCGCUUGUCAUAUGCUCACUGUUGGUGAUAUCCCUGCUGGUGCUGAAGAUAUGCCGGACCAACGCCUCAGGAGGAAAGAAUUCAGGCGAAUCUCUUUGGGCAGAGUCACACCCGCUGAAUACCAAACCCAGUGCAGAGGAUUGAGUCUCAUUGGCCACAAGUGGAGAGGAGAGCGUCGGAGAGGAGCUGAAGUGGAAAAAUGCAUUCUUAUUUUUUUAAAGUAUAGUAUAUGCAAUAAUGUUUUCUAACUGAAAAAGUUGCACUGUACAUAUUAUUAUUCAUUUGUAAUUCACAGAUAUAAUCUGUUGAUGUUGUUCCAUAAUAAAGGUUUAAAUGUUGGGAAAUAA
Molecule: messenger RNA, 3686 nt
Organism: Hippoglossus stenolepis (Pacific halibut)
Lineage: Eukaryota; Metazoa; Chordata; Actinopteri; Pleuronectiformes; Pleuronectidae
Product: immunoglobulin superfamily member 3
Exons: 10
Coding region: 58-3483 (1141 amino acids)
Source: RefSeq, a predicted model, not a curated record